Molecule: messenger RNA, 1494 nt
Organism: Pocillopora verrucosa
Lineage: Eukaryota; Metazoa; Cnidaria; Anthozoa; Scleractinia; Pocilloporidae
Source: RefSeq, a predicted model, not a curated record
ACCCUGGGAUAGUCCACAGCUGGUUUGAAAGGAGUUUGUGAUUUAGCCUAAAACCAGCUAUGUACCGUGAAUUCCCCUUCUUUAGCGGAAAAUCGUAUGAACGGUUGUUUUCAUCAUAAGUGGAGAAGAUUUUUAAAGAGUUUUGAGUCGCAAGUCCUCAAUUUAGAGAGACUUCCCCUCUUUCCUGCACUGAAUGCCAGCACGCACAGUUGAGAUAUCAAUGGCCAUGCAAAAGGGUGAUUUUGUCAAAAGAAAACGCAGUCCACAGAAGGAUGCAGAUGGCUCCAGCAGUAGUAGUAAUGAUGAGGAGGAAUUGAAGGCUGCAUUUUCAAGACCAAAGAGUUCCCCAAAAGGGAAGAAGUUCAGGGAAAGAACCAGUCCCUGUACAUCUGACUCUGAUGAAAAGGUUGUCAUGGGUGAAUCUUCUGAGAAGAGCUCCAGCUUCGGAAAAGAUCAUGGUAAUAUGCAAGCAGCUACAAGUAAGGUUGAGGUUCAGCCAUCGUCUCUUAAGGACGGUGAUGCAGAACCACUGAAUUCAAAGCAACAGGAAGAGCAAGCUGAGAAUAUACUGAAGACAGAGAAGUCCUGCUCUGAUAAGCAACUAGUGACGUCAAUUGAAAAUAAGAUGAACAUUUUAAACACAAAAAAAGAUAAACCCAAGAAAAACAUGUAUUUGUUUGACUUUUUGGGAGAUGAAGUCAGCAGUGAUGAAUCACAGGCUCUCCAAGCUCUGAGUAACUAUUGGGUUACACAGAUUGCCAGAAACAAAGACAUAUUGAAAAGAGCCCCACCUAAAAACCAGCAGGAGGAAGACUUUUACAACAAGUACUGUGAUAAGGAAGGCAAGCUGUCUAUCACUGCUGCUACCCAUCUCAUGAGCCUUCCUUAUGUGAUCACAGUGUGCCUGAAAAACAAUGCCCAGAUUGAGGUGGUUGUCUCUAAUCGAGAGAAGGCCUUGCAGGAGUCUGAAGAGCUGCAACAGAGCUACUUUGAAGUGGUUGAAGCCAUGGCAAUGCACUUAAUGUAAGACCUCAAAACUAAAAGUAACAAGAGACCAAGGAGAGGUGAAAUUUGUAAUUUCACUCUUGGUGCAAGAGUAAACUACUUUUUGUGGUAACAAUAGGUUAAAGUUUAUGAAGUAAUAUUCGUUAGUUAAUAUCCUAUGACUUAAAAAAAAUGUUUGAGAAACCUUUGAUAUGAUAUUUAGACAUGUGCAUAGCGUAGACUUUUAGUAAAUCAAGUUUACAAAGCGUGAAAACAUUACAUAAAGAUGUGAGCGGUGAUUGUUUUAGGCUUACACUGAUUUAAUUUGGAAUUAGUUGCUUUUUGUACUUUUUUUUACUUACAAUGUGAGAUACAUGUUCAUAAGCAUCGCGUAACGGAAAGAUGAACUGCAGGAUGUUGGGGUUGUACAAGAAGACUGAAGUGAUUUGAUGCUUGAUUGUGAUUAUAAAUAAUGAAUUUAAAAGAUGAUGAAUUAAAGGUGAAACCAUA